AUGGCCCAAAACGACUCAAAGCACCUCCUCCCCAUGACCUCCAUCCUCUUCGCCGACACCAAUUCCUCUUCACGGCCAAACACAUCCCACCACCUCGCGAACCCCACCCUCGCCAACCUCAAAGACGCGCAAGACACCAGCAUCACCGCGCUGCCCCAGCCUGUCACCGAAGCCGAGAUCGUCGAGUCAGACGGUUUCUGGAAGAGAUUAUGGGCUAAGAUCAAGAUUGCGCUUGGUUUCGGUGAAAGGGAAGUGGAGGAAUAG
Messenger RNA from Alternaria hordeiaustralica, 264 nucleotides. RefSeq lists its product as uncharacterized. The transcript has 2 exons. The coding region runs from base 1 to 264 and encodes 87 amino acids. The record is from RefSeq and is a predicted model, not a curated record. Lineage: Eukaryota; Fungi; Ascomycota; Dothideomycetes; Pleosporales; Pleosporaceae.